Molecule: messenger RNA, 1190 nt
Organism: Panicum hallii
Lineage: Eukaryota; Viridiplantae; Streptophyta; Magnoliopsida; Poales; Poaceae
Product: protein Iojap, chloroplastic
Exons: 5
Coding region: 148-813 (221 amino acids)
Biological process (GO): negative regulation of translation; negative regulation of ribosome biogenesis
Molecular function (GO): ribosomal large subunit binding
Source: RefSeq, a predicted model, not a curated record
GAAAAAUAUCAGGGAUCGGAGAAAACUGGCCUAUCCCCUCCAGCUCCAGUGUGCCGCCUCCUGCUCUGCCUCUGCUUAUCCCGUUCGCUCCGCCGGGCUCAAGCUCCUGCUCGACUCACGCGGAGGAUUUUCGAAGCGGCAGCCAGCAUGGGAGGCGCCGCCAUCUCGAGCCACGGCCUCGCCUGCGCUCCCCCGGCCGCCGUCCCGCUGAAACCACGGGCGCGGCGCGCUUCCGCCGCCGGCCACCGGAGCAGCCCCCAGCUGCUCCUGAGGAGCGACCUCCCGGCGCCUGCUGCCCUUUGCCGAGCUCGCUCGCAGUCUUCUUCCUCGUCUAAUGUGAACUUUGGGAGAGGGGACGACGCGGACAAGCUGCUCGAGGAUUUGCUCAAACAGCACGGCGAGGUGGUGUACAGCUCGGGAGGCUCACCGUCCCCGGCCGUCGAGGCCGACGACGACGCCGAGUGCUUGUCCUUUGCUGUCUCCCUGGCUAAAGUUGCAAGCGAGAUAAAGGCUGCUGACAUUCGUGUGCUUUGUGUGAAGCGGCUUGUUUACUGGACUAGGUUCUUCAUCAUUCUCACUGCCUUCUCAAAUGCUCAGAUUGAUGCUAUCAGUUCCAAGAUGAGAGAUAUUGGUGAGAAGCAGUUUAGCAAAGUUGCAUCUGGUGAUACGAAACCGAAUUCUUGGACCUUACUGGACUUUGGGGAUGUUGUUGUUCAUAUAUUUCUUCCUCAGCAGCGAGCAUUCUACAAUUUGGAAGAGUUCUAUGGUAAUGCUACACCCAUUGAACUCCCAUUUGACACCCAGUGGCAGUGAUCCGUGAACGUGCAAUUGGAGACACACAAUCAAGCAACUGACUGCUUACUCCACUGAGAAAUGAGUUCUUUUUUUUUCUGGAGACAGAAAACAGUGUUUUGCCGAGAGUCUUGACAUGGCCAUCUCAUCGAUCAGAUGUGGGGAGCUUCCCAGAGAUAGAGCGUUCACUUGUCACAAAACUCAACUCACAAAUGUUGCCUGCCCACUGCUCCUUUCAAGUGUAAUAAAAGUGUCACCUUGGUGCAAAGUGUCAUUUCUCUGAACUAUCAGUCGUGUUAGCAAGAAGAGGAAUAGGAUCUAGGAGACUGUCAGAUUAUGAAUUUAUAUGAUAGUGUGCUUGUCAACUAUUUAUAUGAACAUGGUGUUCGUUACGUCAA